Pteropus alecto (black flying fox) is the source of this 681-nucleotide messenger RNA. RefSeq names its product HDGF like 1 (gene HDGFL1). Bases 1 to 681 code for a protein of 226 amino acids. Lineage: Eukaryota; Metazoa; Chordata; Mammalia; Chiroptera; Pteropodidae. Gene Ontology annotation, cellular component: nucleus. Gene Ontology annotation, molecular function: transcription coregulator activity; double-stranded DNA binding. The record is from RefSeq and is a predicted model, not a curated record. Gene Ontology annotation, biological process: regulation of transcription by RNA polymerase II. The transcript has a single exon.
AUGUCGCAUUACUGCCGGCCCAAGUACCAGAGCGGAGACCUGGUGUUCGCCAAGUUAAAGGGCUAUGCCCACUGGCCGGCCAGGAUUGAGCACAUGGCCCAACCCAACAGAUACCAAGUGUUCUUCUUUGGGACCCACGAGACUGCUCUCCUGGGUCCCAAACAUCUCUUCCCGUACAAGGAGUCCAAGGAGAAGUUCAGUAAGCCCAACAAGAGGAGGGGCUUCAGCGAGGGGCUGUGGGAGAUUGAGAACAACCCCACGAUCCAGGCCUGCGACUACGGAGUCGCUCGAGAGAAGAGCCGCGCCGAGGGUCCAGCGCUGGGGCCGCAGCCCGAGGCCCCUGAGAGCACCGAGGCCCAGAAGAGCGGCACCCAGGGCGGAGGAGAGCAGGAGGAGCCGGGCGUCGACGAGUCGGCCCAGGAGCAGGACGAGAAGGGACCACUGAAGAGGAGCGCGGAGGACCUGCUGGAGGAUGACCCCAAACGCCCCAAGGAGGCCGAGCCGGAAGGCGAGGAGGAGGUGGCAGCUGCCAGCGAGGCUGAGAGGCCGGUCCUGGUGGAGGCGUCGGAGCCGGGCCCUGCCUGGGAGCUGCCCCAGGAGGAGCUGGAGCCGCAGAAAGAGGCUGCCAAGGAGGAGGAGGAGGCCGAGGCUCUGGGCGCCGGAGACCACGAGAGCCUGUAA